Molecule: messenger RNA, 718 nt
Organism: Vicugna pacos (alpaca)
Lineage: Eukaryota; Metazoa; Chordata; Mammalia; Artiodactyla; Camelidae
Source: RefSeq, a predicted model, not a curated record
CAGCCUUACAGUUUUCAAGCGGAGGUUGGAUUCCCUGGGAGGCUGCCUGGCGCGUGGCCCUCCCAGGCGGUUUCCCACGCCUGCUCAAUGUGGUGCAAUGGGACGGGACACUCCUCCAAGAGCUCCAGCACCUCACGAGGCAGCCCCCUGGCUUUACCCCGAGUACCUGAACAGCCCCAAGGCAGUCACAUCAGGGCUGGUGGGUGGAGGUGACCUUCCUCCACACCUGCAUAAAGCACACCCCGCACGCGUAGAGUGUGCGCUGCAGGCCCUGCUUGAUGUUAAUCAGUGGGACCUGGAAGGUGGGGAUGAAAUCUUGAUAUUUGGCCAAUCUUAUUACCAAAAAGAUGCAUUAAAGAUGAUUAUGAACUGCUAUCACUGCCAACUCCAGUCUCAAAGUACAGGGCCUGGAAGAAAAAAAGCUCCGAGAAGGUGCCAGCCCCGGGUGGCCUGGUCUAGCGAUCCCCCAAGACAGUCUGGCAAGCAGCAACCACAAGUCCCUGGAUACACUUCAACCCAUAACAGUAACCUCGAAAAUAUCGCAACUGUGACAGUGAGUGUUUCCACUGCAUUUGGAAGUGGGGCUUUCUCUUUGUCCUGAACACAUUCUUCAUUCCUGGAUUCCCUAAUUGUCUUCAGGAUCACUGUCCCCUCCCAAGUGGACUGCUUGCAUUUACCGUGAAAAAAAAAAAGAGGGCUCAGUGCUUAUGAGCAUGUG